GCGAGUGCUGUCUUUUCGUUCAAGAAUACGCCCGGCAUACGUUCACAGGACGAGUGCUCAAGACGGACGUGGACGGAAAAGUUGAAGAAUUCACGCAGUCGACUCGGGUGCCGUUCUUCAUUCUGCUUUUGUCUCAUCGAGGACGUCAUUCGAAAUCAAUAACCUAUUUUUGUCGGACCGACCGCAGCCAGAUAGAAUGGAUGCCUUUAAUCAGCACCAAUGCCUUCGUGGUACACGGACGGAAAUCAUGAAGCAGGCGGUAGAAUGGAUGCUAUCGGACUCAGACCAGAAUGUCUUCUGGCUGUACGGUGCGGCAAGAUCUGGUAAGAGCACAGCCAGUACAACGACCGCAGAACGUUUCCGUGGCUUAUCCCGUCUCGGAGCCCAUCUAUUUUUCGUGCUGUGUCAUCCGAACAUAUGCGUAUAAACUCACCUCAUUCGACUCUUCGGUGGGGACUAAUGUAAUUGCAGCAAUAGAUCGGGACAACGAUAUUACACAGGCCACUUCGGCAACGCGUUUGAGAAUCUGCUUCAUGGUCCACUUUCUCUGUCUAGGGAAGCUAUGCAAGGCCAUGUUGUAAUUUUUCUCGACGCAUUGGACGAAUGCGGUACGCAAAGGACAAGGCGGAGCCUAAUGGAGAGUUUCCGGGAAGGGCUACCAGAACUCCCAAAGAACUUUCGGUUCCUGAUCACGAGCAGGAAGGAAUCAGACAUCAAACGACCUUUCUGUGGUCGACCUGAUCGCAUUCUUGCCGUUGAACUGGAUCACGGAUCAGAACGCUGCAGGGAGGACGUGCUUCACUAUCUCGAGUACUCAAUGCGCAAUGUGUUCGAGAUUAGGGAGUUGCCGAUUCCUGAUGACUGGUAGUUGAAAAUAGACCGCCUUGCGAAAGCUGCAGCAAGACUGUCCGUCUGGGCCUCGAUAGCAGUGAAAGUAGUGGAUUGCAAUAACCCUGCCCUGAGGCUUACAAAUCUUGUACCCGAAUCGCAGCGUCUUUCUGGUUUCGAGCAACUCUAUAACUCUAUCCUUAGAAAUUUGGGUAUUUCAUUCGACGAUGAAUCGUCCAAGCUUCGGUUUUCGCAGGUGUUUGGUUUUGUCCUUCUGAGCAGGACUCGGCUCACUGACGAUACCAUCG
Molecule: messenger RNA, 1136 nt
Organism: Fomitiporia mediterranea MF3/22
Lineage: Eukaryota; Fungi; Basidiomycota; Agaricomycetes; Hymenochaetales; Hymenochaetaceae
Exons: 3
Coding region: 291-581 (96 amino acids)
Source: RefSeq, a predicted model, not a curated record